Messenger RNA from Zophobas morio, 1407 nucleotides. RefSeq names its product fatty acyl-CoA reductase wat-like. NCBI's taxonomy places the organism in Eukaryota, Metazoa, Arthropoda, Insecta, Coleoptera, Tenebrionidae. Bases 1 to 1407 code for a protein of 468 amino acids. Gene Ontology annotation, cellular component: peroxisome. The transcript has 5 exons. Gene Ontology annotation, molecular function: alcohol-forming very long-chain fatty acyl-CoA reductase (NADP+) activity. Gene Ontology annotation, biological process: long-chain fatty-acyl-CoA metabolic process. The record is from RefSeq and is a predicted model, not a curated record.
AUGAUGCGUUUCCAUCUAAAGAGAGCACAGUGUGUGUCGACCAUGUCAAACGACAGUCAAAUCGUCAAUUUUUUCAAAAACCAAACAAUUUUCUUAACUGGGGGAACCGGUCUUAUUGGUAAACUUCUUGUGGAAAAACUGCUACGAACAAGUUUUGACGUGAAAAAGAUUUAUAUUUUGGUGCGUGCCAAACAUGGAAAAAACUGUCAGCAACGUUUCGAUCACUUCUUCAAUAAUUCAUGUUUCGAGAAGAUUAACCAGGAGAAUAAGAGCAAGGUCUCGUUUAUUAGUGGAGAUUGCAGCAAACCUGAUUUAGGACUAAAGUCUGAAGACGUCGAUAUUUUAAAAACAGAAACGACGUGUGUUAUUCACGCUGCUGCCAACGUCAACUUUCGACAGACGAUAAAGGAAGCCAGUUAUAAUGUCAAUUCCACCAAAGAAAUGAUAAAGUUGGCUAAAGAGAUGAACAACUUGAAAGUUUUUGUCUACGUGUCUACAGCUUAUUCGAAUUGCGUCAAUAACCACAUUCGCGAAGAAAUUUAUGAACCACCUAUAAAAGCAGAAGCAUUUCUGCAUUUAGUUAAUUCUUGUAACGAAGACGAUUUGGAAAACAUUUUUUUUAGUUACCUGAACAAAUGGCCAAAUAAUUACGUUUUCUCAAAGUGUUUAUCAGAAGAUUUGAUUAAGAACUCACUGCUGGAAACACCAAUAGCAGUUGUUCGUCCAUCAUCUGUUACGAAUACUAUGAACGAACCGGUUCCAGGGUGGAUUGACAAUUAUCACGGUUUUAUUGGUUUGACAGCCGGAAGUUACGUGGGUGUUUUGCGGAAUGCUUAUGCAAAAAAAGAAAAGAAGCUGCAUUUAGUCCCAGCUGAUUUUGUUUGUAACUGUAUUUUGGCGGCAGCUUGGGACACCGCAAACUCGAAAACUGUCAAAGUGUUCAACUGUGUUGGUAAAGGGAUAUCUUACGGAGAACUAGCACGUGCAGUGAAUACCCUUUGCUGGAAAUACCCAACCAUGAAAUGUAUGUGGAACCCAGAAACUUCACUAGUUCAAAAUAAAUUUUGGUACAACGUAAAAGCUUUUUGGAUGUUGAUGUUAGCACAUUGUAUUGAUUUUGUAUUUUUCUGUUUUAAAAAGCCAGCGAGGGCUGCAAAUUUGAUGAAACGCAUAACCGAACAAGUGAAUGUGUCGUCAUAUUUUACCUCUCGGGAAUGGAACUUUGACGAGGACAGAUUUAUGAAUUUGUGGAAGAAAAUGGGGGAUGAAGAUAAGAAGAUUUUUCCUUUUCAUGUUAGCACAAUAGACUGGGAUAAAUAUUUGUGCAGUUGUGUUUUAGGUAUCAGAGUCUAUUUGUUCAAAGAUCCGAUUGCUACACUUCCAAAAGCGAAAACAAGUUUAAAAUAA